AUGAAGUUCUUCAAGGCAGUCGCGGUUCUGGGCUUCGGCGUUGCAGCAGCUCAGGAUGAUGCAUGCCAUUCAUCGCACAAGGCCAAGGCAGACUGCGAUGCUGAUACCAAGUGCACGUGGUGCGAGGCAUCGGCAGUUCCGAGUGCAUGCUACACCAAGGAGAAUGCCGCAAAGCUUCCCCCGGCCGUGUUCACUUGCGCUACCCGUGGACGCCGCCAUCGCUCCGAGUUGCUUCCACGUGCCGAGGUGGAGAAGCUGGGGGUUGAAUGGCGUGGCAAUGCAACACAUCAAAGCUCCCACGAGCUGCUUGAAGCUGCCGAGUACCCCUCGGAUUUCAGCUGGUGCAACAAAGAUGGCAAGAGCUACUGCACCAUGUCUCGGAAUCAGCAUAUUCCGCAGUACUGUGGCUCCUGCUGGGCUCAUGGAGCAAUCUCGGCUCUUGGCGACCGCAUCAAAAUCGCGCGCAACGCGCAAGGAAUUGACAUCAACCUCGCAGUUCAGCACUUGCUGAAUUGCGGCGGUGUGGGAACCUGCAAGGGAGGCAGUGUCGACGGCCCGUACCAAUGGCUCCUGGAGAUCUCCAAGAAGGGCACUGGAAUCAGCUACGAGACAGCGAACCCUUACGUCGCUUGCAGCUCUGACUCCGACGAGGGCUUCUGCAAGCAUGUCGAUACGUCGUGCAAGGCGCUCAACGUGGCCCGCACCUGUGGCAGCUUCUCGCAGGAGGGAGGGCCAUGCACUGGCCUUGGUGAGUUUCCCAACGCGACUAUUUCAGACUAUGGCUCCAUUAGUGGCGCUGAUGCCAUGAUGAAGGAGAUCUUUCACCGUGGUCCUAUCUCAUGCGGUGUCGAUGCCAACCCCUUGCUGAACUACGAGUCUGGCAUUAUCAAGACGAAGGGCGAGGGCGUCGAUCAUGUCGUGUCUGUGGUUGGCUGGGGAACUGAUCCCAAGGAUGGCAUGUAUUGGAUCGUCAGGAACUCUUGGGGAGAAUAUUGGGGAGAAAUGGGCUAUUUCAGGGUGGCAAAAGGUGCGCUGCUCCUCGAGGAGCGGUUUGCUGUGCAGUCAUUGGAUUGUUUCCGGGCAAGUUCUGCAGUUUCAGACAUCUGCCGGGCUUGUGAUAGUGGCUCAGCUGCGCUUGCGCCUCGCGCAUGCCAGCAAUUGGCAUCCUCCUUCGGUGUGUGA
This is a messenger RNA of Symbiodinium sp. CCMP2592, 1182 nucleotides long. NCBI's taxonomy places the organism in Eukaryota, Dinophyceae, Suessiales, Symbiodiniaceae. The record is from the annotation of a GenBank genome assembly.